CUCUCUUUUUUUCUUCUGCUCCUUCCUUUUCUCUCUUCUUUGAUUUUUGCAUUUUCAACUCUUUCAUUCGUUGAUUCACGAAAUGAAAGAAAGCGUGGAAAAUCCUCUGCACCUAAAAUCUGUGAACCAUAUCUCUCUCAUAUGCACCUCCGUCGUAGAAUCCAUCAACUUCUAUCAGAACAUUCUCGGCUUCUUCCCCAUCAGAAGGCCAGGAUCAUUUGAUUUUGACGGAGCAUGGCUGUUCGGAUAUGGGAUUGGAAUUCACUUGCUUCAAGCAGAGGACCCUAGCGACAUUCCAAGAAAGAAAGAAAUUAAUCCGAAAGAUAAUCACAUAUCAUUCCAGUGUGAAAGCAUGGGAGCAGUGGAGAAGAAGCUCGAGGAAAUGGAGAUAGAAUACGUGCGUGCAACGGUGGAAGAAGGUGGUGUUAAAGUGGAUCAGUUGUUUUUUCAUGACCCAGAUGGGUUCAUGAUUGAGAUAUGCAACUGUGAUGUUCUUCCCGUGAUUCCCUUAGCAAGUGACAUGGUUAGGUCAUGCUCUCGAAUGAACCUUCAGAUGCUUCAGCAGAGACAGAUACACCAAAUCGUGAAACAGGACUCAACUUUUCCUUCGGGUCACACCAAAAUUCAAAAUACUAUUGUUUAAGUCACACAUGCAUUUAUAAAUAUCAACUCCUCUUCUUUUUCUUCUUUCUUCUUCACGCUGUUACUGUGCUUUUUCUUGUUCUGUCAAUUUUGUUUUCUCUCUAUUGCUUGAUUUGAAGUGUAAACUACAGUUUUUUUUUACUAUGUAUACUUAUUGUAUCAUUGGUCUUUUCAAAUGUGAAAAAUGCUUAGUUUCUUUAA
Molecule: messenger RNA, 843 nt
Organism: Vigna unguiculata (cowpea)
Lineage: Eukaryota; Viridiplantae; Streptophyta; Magnoliopsida; Fabales; Fabaceae
Product: glyoxylase I 4-like
Source: RefSeq, a predicted model, not a curated record